Molecule: messenger RNA, 2721 nt
Organism: Coturnix japonica (Japanese quail)
Lineage: Eukaryota; Metazoa; Chordata; Aves; Galliformes; Phasianidae
Gene: SULT6B1
Product: sulfotransferase family 6B member 1
Molecular function (GO): sulfotransferase activity
Source: RefSeq, a predicted model, not a curated record
UCUGAAGGGUUUACCCUGAAGGAGCUGCUCUUCUCUUACCGGGGGACUCCUUAUCCGGUCACAGUGUGCAGUGCAGAGACCUUCCAAGCCCUGGAGAACAUGGAAGUCAGAAGAGAUGAUGUGGUGCUGGUGUCUUACCCCAAAUGCGAGGAUGAAGCAGAUUCCAUCUCCAAGGAUUUUGGCAACGCAUCUGAAUUAUGAUUUCCUCCCCAAGUCUAUUUUCAAGAACAAAGCCAAGAUACUAGUGUUGUUUCGAAACCCUAAAGAUACAGCUGUUUCAUUUUUCCAUUUCCACAAUAAUGUGCCAAGUGUCCCCAGUUACAGCUCCUGGGAUGAGUUCUUCUCAGAGUUCAUGAAUGGGAAAGUUGGCUGGGGAUCUUAUUUUGACCAUGCAGUCACCUGGAACAAACACAUUGAGGAUGAGAACACUAUGAUCGUAAUAUAUGAAGACCUGAAAGAGAAUCUGACUUCUGGUGUAAAGCAAAUAGCAGAAUUCUUUGGAUUCUCCCCAACAGCGGAGCAGAUCCAGUCCAUUGCAGACAGGGCUACUUUCCAGGCAAUGAAGAACAAGGCUCAGGAGACUCAUGGUGCUGUUGGCACAGUUCUUUUCCGCAAAGGUGUUGUUGGGGACUGGAAAAAUCUUUUCACCGAAGCUCAGAAUCAGGAAAUGGAUGCCAAAUUCAAAGUAUGCUUAGAAGGAACCAAGCUGGGAGCGAAGCUAAAAUACGAUGUGUAUUGCAAGGCCUGAGCUUCCGUUAUGGAGAAGUCUAACAUCUAGGCUGCUUUUUGUUCGCUUUCAUGUAAUCAAAGAGAAAUUAGAACAAUACCUGAUCUGAAAGUUUUGAAAAUCUGUGUAAUUUGCAAAUAUGUUUGUGCUGUCCUGCACAAGCAAUCCUCACUUAUACAGUUAUAGUAUCAUUGACUUUACUGGUUUCUCUUGUUUCUUAAAACUGAUUUUUAACCAUGAUUCUGUGUGAAAUUUAUAUGCAGUAGCUGAACCUGCUGAAACCACUGGAGAUGUGUUUGGUAGGUUGGAAAUGAUCUUUCAAGAGAUUUUUUUAAACCAAUUGUGAGAUGUCUUCUUCAUUUUCAGAUUUGGAAAGUGUAGUGUUUCAGUUUAAAAUGAAAUUUCAGAAGUGGGUUUUUUUGUUGCUGUUGUUGCCACUUUCUCUGUAAGGUAGAAAGUUUCUACCCCAUUUGGCAUGAAUAUUGAAUAUGAAUAGUGGAAGUUCUAAUUCUAAGCAAUUGAAGGAAUUGCCUGGGGCAGAAGUUGCUCAUGGAUGUUGGAGUGAGGAUUGAAGAACAAAGUAGAACGCAAAACCAAACCGAAUCAGAAUGAACUGUGUUAAUACCAAACAAGAGAGGUUGAUGAAGCUUUUAAAACUAAUCCCAAGAUCCAUAUAAGUGGAAAAUACAGUUGUGUUCCUCAAAUAUUUGCCUCAGCUGUUAUAGGCACUUCUGGAACAGUAGGUUAGUGUCAUUGCUAAGAAAUACAUGAAAGGAAAUUCAAAAAGCUCUGAUUGAGGAUGAUGUUGAAAAGGUGUAUUAAUCUGUAGUAAAGUAGGUUGCAUGAAUUACAUGACCAAUAAUAGGCAGUCUAUCUGCUUAAGCUGCCAUCUUUCUCCAUUUAAGAUUUUUCUGAAGUAUUCCAGGACAGUUCAAGAGAAAAUCCUGUAUCAAGAUGCUAAAUAGAGUACUCUUACAUUUUUACACCUUUAGAUCAGCAAGGUUAUUUAAGCUAAGGUUGCUUAGCCAUGUGAAAUAGUAUUUUAUAAAUGGCAUUCUUACAUUCUUAAUCUGCAGACACUCCUCAGCACAUACACACACAGUGAUUACAAGCUAAGAAUGAGCAUUAAAGUGUGUUGAAUGUAAGGUUAUUGAGUGUGAGGGGCAGCUGAUUGUUUUGCAGCUUUCUGUGUGUUUUAGUUUCUGUUCUGUUAAAAAUGAAAGCAUCGAUGAAAGCUAAAUGUAAUGUCACUAGAGAAAGGGAGAAUUUUUACCUUCCUCAAACACAUUCAGAAUGGAAAAGUACUGUGAAAUGUUUUCAGACUGUGGCAUUGAAGGUCAAACCCAAUAGCCCAUAGUGUUUAUGGCUUUUGUCAGCAGUUAAACAUAAAGAAUCAAACCCAACAGAAAAAUUAAACUCCUCGUUGUGGAAAAUCACCAGUCAUGUAUUCUUUCAGACAUACGCAUAGACAACAGUUUCGGUUUUACAUUUUCCAUUUUUAUUUUGUAUGUUAUAUCCAUGUUCCCUAUUAUGCAUAAGUUAUUAUGGAACUUAGCAGUAAAACUUAAAGUGUUUUUAACACAUUAAAGAAUAUGUUGGAUCAUUUGCCUUUCAAAGAAGAAAAAUUUUACUCCCUGACUAAAGGCUUUUAUUUUAUUUUUAUUUUUUUAUUGGUGACUUGUUUUGCACUUAAAUUUUCUAGCAGUUUUAAGUAUUUAUGGUAUCUAUAUUAUGGUAACUGCUAUAUGCUGCUCUAUUAGUACUUUUGUCAUCUCCAUUUCCCUUAUGAUCUGCUCAGUAACAAUCAUAAAGUAGGAAAGUAUAUUAAAAUGAUCUUGAAAAAGAGAAGUUGGAGGUCUUCUUGGAAAAGAGAAGCAUAAAUGUAUCUUUCCAAUGCAAGAGAUGGCUCCCUUGUGUGUGUUCAGGGUGUCAAUAACCCAACGGAAAAGAAUUCUGGUACUGAAUUGUAAUAAAGGUACAAUGGGAUCAAAGCA